CUCUUCAUUUCCAAUGCAUCGUUCAAUGACUAUUCUUCCUACACAAAUGCCAUUUCUUUUGCUUCUACUUUUAGCUAUCUUCACAUUCCACAAAACUAUGUCUACCAAUGAUCACAGAAUGGUUUCAUGCAAUGAGAGAGACAGAGAGAUACUUUUAACUUUUAAACUGGGAAUUGUUGAUCCAAAUGGUCGAAUUCCAACAUGGACAACCGAAAACAAUUGUUGUGCUUGGGAAGGAAUCCUUUGUGACAACAUUACUGGAAGAGUUACACGAGUUGAACUAUCACCGUCUUAUGUUGAAGAAGAGCAAUCCAAAUAUUUGAAAGAGUUACAAUUACAACAUUGUAACCUAAGUAGCCUCAUGCUCAACCCAACUAUUGAAUAUUUGAAUUUGUCUUCACUUAUAACUCUUGAUCUUUCUUACAACAACAUCACCUCUCAUUUACCUAAUUCAUUUUUUAAUCUCACCAAAGACAUCACCUAUCUUGAGCUUAGUUACAACCAUAUACAAGGUGAGAUGCCUUCCAGUUUGCUAAACCUUCGAAAUUUAAGACACCUUAGUCUUGCGUAUAACCAACUUAGAGGAUCAAUUUCAGAUGAAAUAGGCCAACUAGCGCAUAUUCAAGCACUUGAUCUUUCCAUGAACAUGUUAAGUGGUUUCAUUCCUCCAACUCUAGGAAAUCUCUCAUCCUUGUGUUAUUUAGAUCUAUCCUCAAAUAAUUUCUCUGGUGAAAUAUCAAAAACAACUUUUUCCAAACUCAAUAAUUUACAUUCACUAGACUUGAGUGGUUCAAAUGUUGUAUUUCAAUUUGCUUCUGAUUGGGUUUCUACUUUUCAACUUCGUGUACUUAAUUUGAGUCAUUCAAAUCAGGGACCAAAAUUUCCAUCUUGGAUAUAUACACAAAAAUCACUCGAAAUUCUAGACUUAUCGAGCUCGGGAGUUUCCAUUGUAGAUAGAAGUAAGUUUUCAAGCAUUAUACAAGGAAUAUCAUAUCUUACUUUGUCAAAUAAUUUGAUAUCCAUAGACAUAUCAAACCUAACACUAAAGGCUGUUCAAUUAAAGUUGGAUCGCAAUAAUUUCACAGGAGAACUCCCCAACAUAUCACCAAUGUCUGAGUUAAUUGAUUUGUCUUGCAACUCCUUUUCAGGACCAAUUCCACAUACUUGGAAUAGCUUGAAAAAAUUAGGUUUCAUUAAUUUGUGGAGUAAUAGGCUAUCUGGUGAAGUUUCAAUAGACCUCUCUAGUCCUAGUUUAAAGUACAUUAUCUUAGGAAAAAAUGAAUUUUUUGGAAUCAUUCCAGUCAUCCUGGCACAAAACUUACAAGUGGUCAUAUUGAGAGCUAACAAAUUUGAAGGGAACAUUCCAUCACAGUUAUUCAAUCUUUCUUAUUUGUAUCAUCUGGAUCUUGCACAUAAUAAACUUUCGGGUUCUAUGCCAAAAUGUGUAUACAACUUGACUCAUAUGGUUACUAAUAAUGUGAAAAUAUGGUGGUCAGAUAUUAUAAUUGAUUUGUUUACAAAAGGUCAAGAUUAUGUGUAUGAAGUUAGACCAGAUAGGCGAACUAUCGACCUUUCAUCCAAUAGUUUGUCUAGAGAAGUACCAUCACAAUUAUUUCAGCUUGUUCAAGUUCAAACAUUAAACUUAUCUCACAAUAAUUUUAUUGGAGCUAUAUCGAAGAUGAUUGGAGGCAUGGAAAAUAUGGAAUCUCUGGAUUUCUCAAAUAAUAAACUUUGCGGUGAAAUUCCUCAAAGCAUGGCAUUCUUACACUUUUUGGAUUAUUUGAAUCUAUCAUACAAUAAUUUUAAUGGAAAAAUCCCAAUAGGAACUCAACUUCAAAGUUUUAGUGCCUCAAGCUACAUUGAAAACUCUAAACUGUGCGGGGCUCCUCUAAACAAUUGUACCACAGAAGAAGAAAGUCCUAAUAUUGCAACAUCAUCUACAGAAAAUGAGGAUGACGACUCUAUAAAAGACUCAUUAUAUCUUAGUAUGGGAGUUGGAUUUGCAGUAGGUUUCUGGGGAAUUUGUGGUUGUUACCUAUAA
This is a messenger RNA of Vicia villosa (hairy vetch), 2041 nucleotides long. RefSeq names its product receptor-like protein EIX2. Gene Ontology annotation, molecular function: protein binding. Lineage: Eukaryota; Viridiplantae; Streptophyta; Magnoliopsida; Fabales; Fabaceae. The transcript is spliced from 3 exons. Bases 14 to 2041 code for a protein of 675 amino acids. The record is from RefSeq and is a predicted model, not a curated record.